Neurospora hispaniola is the source of this 2773-nucleotide messenger RNA. Its product is annotated as CoA-transferase family III domain-containing protein. The record is from RefSeq and is a predicted model, not a curated record. Lineage: Eukaryota; Fungi; Ascomycota; Sordariomycetes; Sordariales; Sordariaceae. Gene Ontology annotation, molecular function: catalytic activity. The transcript is spliced from 2 exons. The coding region runs from base 391 to 2376 and encodes 661 amino acids.
UCCCUCUCAUAUUUUUCUGUUGCCACUUCUUCUCUGAACCAGUCCGCUUCCUUCGUCGACCAACCGGAUUCAAACCAUAUCUCGAAGAGUGGAGCGGGAAUAGGUCCCUUCACUCAUUAUUCCCCCGCCUGCCUUUGGUCCGAAGGAUGAUACCUCGACAUUGUACGAUCAUAGGGACUGGUCAGUGAACAGUGCUCCUCGGUAACCUUUGAAGCGACCUUGGAAAGCGAGAGCGCAAAGUGAACACUGGCCAUUUACUUGGGAAACCUUGAAGUUUUGCACGGCAGGUGUGUUAUAAAAGAAACUGAUGGCUGCAGGAAUUCCCGAACUCUUCCCUCUUCUCUCUCCUUUACCACGAAACUCCUCAACUGUAAUUUGCACAUAUCUAGUAUGCGUGUCUCAUCCACCCAACCCGAUACUCUGAGCACCGGUGGUCACUCAGCAUCCAACAGCAUGGACAGCUCGGCUACCCGACCUUAUUCUGUCGCCACUGGCGCAUCAGAGGCUUUUGACGAGCUUUUGAAGCAAUGCAAAGGUCAAAUCCCCAAAGAGUUUGGCUCCUAUUCCGGCAACGUUACGUUCGUUCCUUCCAACCAUGGGGAUCAAGUGUACUUCCCGAGCCCUUGCCGAGAACAAGAUGCCAUAGCAUCCAUCAAGGCCCUUGAGGCAUGUGCUGCUGCUGCCAUUGGCGACCUUCGUCAUGGAAAGAACUCACGAUCGAUCAAAGUGGAUCUCGACAAGGCAGCCUGCUUCCUAAUGUCGGCUUACCUUGCUACCAUUGACGGCAAGCGCAAGGGUCAGACUCCGAAGGGGUUGAUUCCAGACACCGACUUCAACCAGGCUCAGUCCAUACAGUAUCGUCGACUUUCCGCGAAUCUCUACGAGACCAAGGAGGAUGGCAGAUACUACCAUAUCCAUGGCUCACUCGACGCUACUACUCAACUCCGCAUGAUCGGCCUUCCGCCUUUUAAUCCCCGAUUGACCGACUAUCAAAAGUGUAUUGACACAAUUGAAGCCGCCGUGAAGAGAUUUACUGUCGCGGAACUGGAGGAUAUGAAUAGCAAGCACGGACAAGCUGGUGUGGAGGCCCUUAAGUGGGAAAAUUUCCUGGAAACCACUCACGGAAAGGUCAUAUCGGCAUUGCCUCCUUUCACAGUCAAGGCCAUCAAGGUACAGCAAACGACGGUACCGGAAACUCCGCCACACACACCCACGGAGACGAAUUUCCAAAGCCAUCUCUGGCCGAAGAUGCCCGCAAAUGUCUCUCAGUACGCUUUGCGUGGCAUCAAAGUCAUCGAGAUGUGCCGCGUCAUAGCCGGUCCGACCAUUGGCCGCUCACUUGCCGCCCACGGGGCUCAAGUGCUCAAGGUGACCGGCCCCAAACUUCCUGAUGUGCCCUUCUUCCAAGUCGACGUCAACACCGGGAAGCACACUACCCAUCUUGAUCUUCGCAACCAGAGUGAUCUCAAAACAUUUCAGAACCUACUCGCCGAAGCCGACGUUCUCAUCGACGGAUACCGGCCCGGCGCCCUCGCCAAAUUUGGCUGCGACCCUCAAUCGCUGGCCAAACUAGCCCAGCAGCGCGGGAACCACGGCUUCGUCUACGUAGCCGAAGAUUGCUUCGGCGGAACAGGUGUACCCGGAGCCGAAUGGGCCGGUCGUCGCGGCUGGCAGCAGAUCGCUGAUUGCGUCACGGGCGUCGCGUGGGCUCAGGGCCAGUUCAUGGGACUAGAAAACGAGCCCAGCGUGCCGCCCAUGCCCAUGUCAGACUACGGCACUGGCGCGUUGGGUUGCGUGGCCGCCAUGGCAGGCCUGUACCAGCGCGAGACUAAGGGCGGGUCGUGGAUGUGUCGGACCAGUCUCUGCCAGUAUGACAUAUUCUUGCUCAAGCUGGGAAUGCUUCCGCUUCAGGAGCAGGAGCGUCUGAGAACGGUGUUCGCGGGCCCGUUCUUCAAGUUGCGACAUUAUGACUCUGUCGACAAGGUCAGUGGAGAGGCGCUCAAGGCUAUGCAGCGCGCGUACCCGCAUCUGUUUGGGCCGGAUUUGAUGCUGAAGGCGAAGAGCAAGGGCUUCAAUGGCAAGGAUAUUCGCUGGCCGAAGGAGGCGAUCGAGGUGGAAGGACUGCUAAUUCAGCAUGUGCGUGCCUCAAGGCCGAAUGGGUUUGACAGGCCUGGCUGGGAGGGCUGGGAGACUGAUUUGAUCAUGGAUGGUGAGGUGGAUUUGGCUGAAGAUAAUGCCGUCUUCACCAACACCAGUGUUACACCUGCGCCGAGAGAGGAACAGCAUCAACAACAGGCCGGAAGUGGAAGCAUGAACUCAGUCCCGCAGCGUCGUAACAGGAUUGCGACAAUGAACACUGUUCUCGCCACGGCCUAGGAGGAGCGUGUGAGGGGUGGUUCUGAGUCUGCAAAAUGAAGCGCAAUUUUGAGAGGAGGGAGGAGGGGGGGUGUAUUUGGAGUCGUCGAAGGACAUCCUGACGGGAGAGAGGAUGGUGGAGGAUCGAUUGUGUGCGUUUCCAAAAUCCUUGGCGGCUGAGCGUUGCUUUCUAUCAUGACUGUUUAUAGUAUUUCAAGCCAACAAAUCAGUAGGCAAGGUCAGCUAGAAGAAGUCUACCAUUUUUCAUGAAAAAGAGGCAGACAUUCGGUUCCGUCAGUGUGGUGGAAGAGGGACACUUGAAAUGGGUUUAUAUGUCAAGUUAUCGCUACCUAGGUAAUGUUCUUCACUUCGGAAACGGAUGUUGUUAAUGCUAUGAGCGAGAUUCUGUCCGCCAAGC